AUGCCGGAGCCCAAAUCCCGUAAUGAAGUGCUGAAGAGGUGCUGCGUUUUCCUGUCACUUCCGUAUUACAGCCUGUUUUUUUACCUGGGAAACAGGUCGGCUCGACCCGCCCCCCAGAACAUCCUGCCUGUUGCGGUUGUACCUGUGAAGAGAUCCACAUCAGGCUGUGUACAGAGGACUGUGACUGAGGUUCAUUUAAUCCUCCGGCGCUCUACGGGAUCCUUUAACCAUCUGAAGGACGCCGAGGAGGCGAUGACGCGGGGGAGAGCGAGGAAGGUCGCCCGGAGACCCCGCUGUCGGUUAAGGGGCAACACGGACGCAGCAGGCCUGAGAGCGAGACAGCAGGGUUUUAAUGAGACAUCAGGCAAGGCCGGGAAAACCGGUGAGGGAGGCGGUGCCAGGGUAUCUCUCUUUGCCCAUGCUGACGCACAGAUGGAGCAGCCUGUUGACCUCCUCAAGCCUUCCGCUUUUGACCACAUUCCCACAGUGGACCUGAGUUCAGCUCUGCCUUUACGAGUGCCACCCGCUGCCAUCCCCAUGGACCUGCGCGUGGACCAGCGGCCGGGCGGGGGGGGUAUGACGGUGGGCACGCGGGGCGAGGGCGGGGAGACGGUCGCCGACACUACGCAGCAGGAGCAGCAGCUGCAGCAGGAGCUACUGGCCCUUAAACACAAACAGCAGGUCCAGAGACAGAUCCUCAUCGCCGAGUUUCAACGCCAACACGAACAGCUCUCACGCCAACACGAGGUCCAGCUACAGGAGCACAUUAAGCAUCAACAGGACCUGCUGGCUCUAAAGCACCAGCAAGAACUGUUGGAGCACCAGCGUAAGAUGGAGAAGCAUCGUCUGGAGCAGGAGAUGGAGAAGCAGCAGAGAGAGCAGAAGCUACAGCUCCUAAAGAACAAAGAACGCAGUCAAGAGAGUGCGGUGGCCAGCACUGAGGUGAAGAUGAGACUGCAGGAGUUUGUGUUAAAUAAGAAGAAAGCGCUGGCCCAGCGUAGCCUAAACCACUGCCUUCCCAACAACCCCCGCUACUGGUACGGGAAAACCCAGCACAGUUCCCUGGACCAAAGCUCUCCUCCCCAGACAGGCAUGUCUGCCUUCAACCACCCCGCGGUCGGUGUCUACGACUCAAAAGACGACUUCCCACUCCGCAAGACAGCCUCAGAGCCGAACCUGAAGCUGCGCUCCCGUCUGAAACAGAAGGUGACAGAGAGGAGGAGCAGCCCGCUCCUGCGACGGAGAGACAGCCCCAUCAGCACAGCCAAGAAACGCUCCCUAGACAUGGCCGAUUCGGCAUGUAGCAGUGCCCCAGGCUCUGGUCCCAGCUCUCCAAACAACAGUUCCCACAACAUUCCCUGUGAGAACGGCAUCACAGUGGCUGUCUCUAGCACUGCAGAGUCGUCUCUAGCCCACAGGCUCUCUGGUCGUGAUGGUUCGGUGAAUCAGGUGUCUCUGUACACGUCACCAUCUCUGCCCAACAUCACUCUGGGUCUGCCUGCUACCGGCACCAACAACGUGACGUCAGCCCAGCAGGACGGCGAACGUCUGAUCGUGACCAGUUUACCCAUGACCGCUCCCUUCCUGGCCACCUCUCACAUGUCAUCAUAUCUUACCAGCUCUGAGGCAGGAAAUACCCACAAUGCCUUGCUGCAGCACAUGGUCCUUCUGGAACAGCAGUCAGCGGCCCAAAGUCCUCUGGCCACAGGGAUAGGAGCCACGCCCAUCCAGUCGCCCUCCGUUCACAAGCUGCGUCAGCACCGCCCCCUGGGCCGCACCCAGUCUGCGCCCCUCCCCCAGAGCAGCCAGGCCCUGCAGCAGCUGGUGGUCCAGCAACAGCACCAGCAGUUUCUGGAGAAACACAAACAGCAGUUUCAACAGCAGCAGCUCCACAUGAACAAGAUGUUGGCUAAGCCAGGUGAGGUGGGCAGGCAGCAUCAGAGUCACCCAGAGGAGACAGAGGAGGAACUUAGAGAGCACCAAGACUCCGCCCAGGGUGAGGGGUCUCCCCUCGCUGUCAAAAUCAAACAGGAGCCACCUGACCCCCAGGAGGAUGACAGACAGACUGAACAAGAGCUACUCUUCAGACAGCAGGCUCUCCUGUUGGAACAGCAGAGGAUCCAUCAGCUGAGAAACUACCAGGCCUCUAUGGAGGCCGCUGGCCUGUCCGUCACCUUCCCGGGGCACCGCCCCCUCUCCAGGGCCCAAUCAUCUCCUGCCUCUGCCUCUUUCAUCACCGUACAGGAGCCACCUUCCAAGCCUCGCUUCACAACAGGUCUGGUGUACGACUCUCUGAUGCAGAAACACCAGUGUAUGUGUGGGAACACAAACACACACCCGGAACAUGCUGGGCGUAUCCAGAGCAUCUGGUCUCGACUACAGGAGACAGGCCUGAGAGGACAGUGUGAGUGUAUCCGGGGAAGGAAGGCCACACUGGAGGAGCUGCAGUCUGUUCACUCAGAGGCUCAUGUCCUGCUGUAUGGAACUAACCCACUCCGCCAGAAACUGGACAGCUCGGUUUUAACCAUGUUCGUCAGACUGCCCUGUGGAGGCAUCGGGGUGGACAGUGACACUAUCUGGAAUGAGGUCCACUCUUCCAGUGCGGCCCGUUUAGCUGUCGGUUCUGUGAUUGAGCUCGUCUUCAAAGUGGCAACUGGAGAACUCAAGAAUGGUUUUGCCGUGGUUCGGCCGCCCGGACACCACGCAGAAGAGAGCACUCCCAUGGGAUUCUGUUACUUCAACUCUGUUGCCAUAGCAGCCAAACUCCUACAACAGAGGCUCAAUGUCAGCAAAAUCCUGAUUGUUGACUGGGAUGUUCACCAUGGUAACGGAACACAACAGGCAUUCUAUGAUGACCCCAACGUUCUAUACAUUUCUCUUCAUCGCUAUGACGACGGGAACUUUUUCCCAGGCAGUGGAGCACCUGAGGAGGUGGGCAGUGGUCCAGGAGUGGGUUUUAAUGUUAACAUGGCGUUUACCGGCGGUCUGGACCCCCCCAUGGGUGAUGCUGAAUACCUGGCCGCCUUCAGGACGGUGGUGAUGCCCAUUGCCAAUGAGUUUGCCCCUGACGUGGUCCUGGUCUCUGCCGGCUUUGACGCAGUGGAGGGACAUCCACCUCCAUUAGGAGGCUACAAACUCACAUCCAAAUGUUUUGGCUACUUGACCAAACAGCUGAUGAGUCUGGCUGGGGGUCGUGUGGUUCUGGCGUUGGAGGGGGGUCACGACCUCACAGCCAUCUGUGAUGCGUCUGAGGCGUGUGUUUCAGCUCUGCUGGGGAUAGAGAUGGAGCCGCUCCCCCAGGACGUUUUGAAGCAAAGACCCAAUGCAAAUGCUGUGAGCUCUAUGGAGAAAGUUCUGGAAACCCAGAGUAAGUACUGGCGCUCGGCGCAGCGGUGCAUGUCGACGGUGGACUGCUCCCUGCUGGAGGCCCAGUGCAUUGACUCUGAGGAGAGUGAAACAGUCUCAGCCAUGGCCUCUCUGUCCGUGGCCGCUCUGGAGAAACGGCCUGAGGAUGAGCCCAUGGAAGAGGAGCCUCCGUUGUAA
Chanos chanos (milkfish) is the source of this 3543-nucleotide messenger RNA. RefSeq names its product histone deacetylase 4-like. Gene Ontology annotation, molecular function: histone deacetylase activity. Bases 1 to 3543 code for a protein of 1180 amino acids. Gene Ontology annotation, biological process: negative regulation of transcription by RNA polymerase II. The transcript has 29 exons. Lineage: Eukaryota; Metazoa; Chordata; Actinopteri; Gonorynchiformes; Chanidae. The record is from RefSeq and is a predicted model, not a curated record.